CUGCUGUUUGGAGCGUCACGCAGAGUGUCGGAGGGCCGGCGCGCGCCGCCCGACGCCAGUCGUGGAGCACACUGCGUGCCGGGAGGGUGGUGCGCGGGCCGGCGCUCCGCCCGGCAGCGGCGCGACACAUCUGCAGUGUAGCGGCGAUCGGGGGCUGUCCCAGCAGAGUCGGAGCGGAGGACUGCCCUAAUACGACAUGGACAGGUCGGCAGCAGGGGUACAGGCGUCCAGCGGGGCCGCGCUCACCUCUUCAGUCAGAUCGGGGACCAGAGUGGUGUGGUCGAGCCGGUGCCGGCUGAUCGCCACCCUGGUGCUCCUCGUCACGGCCUCGACCCUGCUGCUACACGUCCAGCCGGUGGCCUGGAGACGGCAGGUGCCCGUCGCACCGGGUCCGACCGGACGGCAGGUGCCCGUCGCACCGGGUCCGACCGGCCCUCCGACCGGCGUCCCCUCCACCGCCCCCGGCCCGGCACUGACGCCGCAGUCCAGCACAACACUCCAGUGGGCUCCUCAGAACACUUCGGCGUCUGUUCCGCCAAUACAGACAGGUCAUCGCACACGGAAACCCGACAGCCAGAGCCACAGAGCGGACGCAGCUGCGGCCAAUGCCACGGUGUGUCCGAAGGCGCCGCUCCUGACGGUGAACGGCGGCGGACGACUCGGCAACAAGCUCUGCCAGUACUUCACGCUGUGGGCCGAGCACCGGGCCAACUUCAGCAACACCAGCGUCUGGGUGGCUCCCAAGAUGGCCGGCGAGUUUUCGCGCCUGUUCGGCGGCAGCCGCAGCAUCCCGGCGCUGUCGGCGAGCUGCCGGCCGCAGCGGCUGGUGCCGGUCCGUAUGGACGACAUCGCCGCCCGACUGCGGCAGGGCAGCGACGUCUGCAUCGGCGGCGGCGUCUGCAACGUGGAGGGCUUCGCGCGCCACCGCGCCGCUAUGCUGGCCGAGUUCCCCUGGAGGGAGGAGCUGGCCUCAGCGGCCGCCGCCCGGCUGACCGUCGCCGCUCAGCGGCACGCGUGCAACGUAUCCAGCUGCACGUUCAUAGGGGUGCACAUGCGGCGCACGGACUACUCGGACUGGAUCAAAAGGCGGAUACGCGGCACGCCAGUGGGCACAGAGUACUUCCAGUGUGCGCUGUCGCUGUGCCGCCAGCGGUACAAGGGCGCCGUGUUUAUCGUCGCGAGUGACGACAUUAAGUGGGCACGUGCCAAUAUUCUCGGAGAGGACGUGACGCUGGCGGCCGACCUGGCGCCUCCCGGCUCGCUGGCUGACCGAGCUGCUGCCCUGGAUAUGGCCACGCUCUCGCUGUGCAACCACACCGUCAUGUCGUACGGCACGUUCGGCUUCAUGGCGGCGUUCAUGGCCGGCGGCGACAUCGUGGUGCCGACCGGCUUCUCGGAGAACGAACACAUGGUGACUGACGGCGCCAUACGCGCCGGCCUACCCGUCACCCUGCUGCACUACCGCACGUGCCGGACGGUACCGCUCAGUCAGCGCACCCCGUACCGUGGCCUGGCGCUGGUCAUCUCCUGUGAUAUGGGCUAGGGUCGGCGCGAGCGACGCCCCGUCACCGAUUGGGAUGAGGCUAAACUCGACGGCGCUGUGAGCGAGCUGUGCCGUAAGUUCAGUAGGUAGGGCAAGGUGGGAAUAGUUCGGACACUUUUUCUUUAGAGGCCAUUUGCUCAGUAACUAUUCAGGUUUGGUGAACAUACCUGAAUAGUGGCUGCAAAUAGUGGUUGCAAAUAGUGGUUGGUCCCAUGUGUGACCUUCAUAAUUACCGUGAAAUAAAGGAGUUGGCUUGAAACGCGAAAGUAGAA
Molecule: messenger RNA, 1815 nt
Organism: Amphibalanus amphitrite
Lineage: Eukaryota; Metazoa; Arthropoda; Thecostraca; Balanomorpha; Balanidae
Product: galactoside alpha-(1,2)-fucosyltransferase 2-like
Exons: 2
Coding region: 197-1543 (448 amino acids)
Biological process (GO): carbohydrate metabolic process
Cellular component (GO): membrane
Molecular function (GO): galactoside 2-alpha-L-fucosyltransferase activity
Source: RefSeq, a predicted model, not a curated record